AUGUAUUUCACAAACAUCUUUCUCUUCGGGCUGGUCGCAACCGCGACUGCCCUGCCCCAAAAGAGAGGAGGGAGGAGAAAGUGUUCAAGCGUCUUUCCCUCGACGACUGGAACCUCCGAUCGCGUUUCGACAACCCCGAUUCUCAGCAGCUCGUCCUCGAUCGUCGUCACUCCAACCUCAAGCGAUCCUUUUUCAACCCCAAUCGUCUCGACUCCAGUCUCCAGCAGCGCUACUCCUAGCACCUCCAGCGAGGUAGCCUCGACUCCGGUCAGCUCCGAAUCCUCUGCUACUACCCCUGGCACGACCCCUCCAGCCAGCACAACCCCGGAGAGCUCGACCGUUGCCAGCUCGACUCCAGGCAGCUCUACUGAAUCCAGCACCCCCAUUGCGAGCUCAACCGAUUCCAGCUCUACAGUUCCCAGCUCAACACCCAGCAGCACGAGCGAAUCCAGCACCCCAGUUGAGAGCUCAACAGUUCCUAGCUCAACUCCCAGCAGCACAAGCGAAUCUAGUACCCCAGUUGCGAGCUCAACCGUUUCCAGCUCUACAAUCGCCAGCACAACUUCCAUCGCCAGCACAACUGCGGCCAGUACAACUGUGGCCAGCACAACUGCAGCCAGCACGGGUCCUGCUCGGCCCCGACCAACAGCUGCCGGAGAUAUUCCAGCUGGCGUGGAAUACCACUCAUGCACAUUCCCUGGCCAGGUUGGUCUUGCGUUCGCCCAAGGUCCUUACGCCUACACAGCCGAAGCUCUCGAUCUCCUCGACGCAUCUGGCUUCAAAGCAACCUUCUUCCUCAAUGGAAACAACUGGGGCUCCAUCUACGACUAUUCAAGCGUCGUCCAACGAAUGUAUACUUCAGGUCACCAAAUUGGCUCCAACACCUGGAACAAUGCCGAUCUCUCCACUCUGGACAAAACCGGGAUCGAGAAUGAACUAUACCAGCUUGAAGAUGCCUUGCGCAGCAUCGUCGGCGUGUACCCUACGUAUCUUCUACCUCCCAACGGCAAUACGAACCAACUGGUCCGCGACACGGCCGCUAGCUUGGGCUAUAAAAUCAUCAAGCCCGACAUCAUCACCUAUGACGAAGAGCACCAAUCGGAUAUCCAAACGGCCAUCAGCAACUUCGACUCUGGUCUGGACGCUGGCGGUAGCAUCGCUUUGGUCCACGACGUCUACCAGGCAACCGUGGAAAGUAUGCUCCCGGCGAUGAUCCAAUCGAUCCAACAGAGGGGCCUUACCGCUGUCACGUUGGCCCAAUGCUUUGCCAGGCCUGCAUCUUACUCUUACUCCACAGCUCCUUAG
Messenger RNA from Clonostachys byssicola, 1305 nucleotides. NCBI's taxonomy places the organism in Eukaryota, Fungi, Ascomycota, Sordariomycetes, Hypocreales, Bionectriaceae. The record is from the annotation of a GenBank genome assembly.